AUGAAUGGAGCUGUCGAUAUAGAAAAUGUGCACCCGGCUGGGAAUGUAUUUGCGGAGCCUUGCAUCUACAGAGUUCCUGAACGACUAUGGUGUCUAAAUAACAAAGCUCACACACCUCAGGCAGUCUCUAUAGGUCCAUUUCAUCAUGGCAAGGAAGACUUGAUAGUCACAGAAGAGAACAAAGAGAAGUACCUGCAAAAUCUUGUCCUAUUUAGGAGCAAAGCGAUAGUAUGGGGGCAGGAAGCAAGACUGCGCAAUUGUUACGCAGACACCAUAGACGAGCAGUUCAGUGAUGACUUUGUCGCAAUCAUUGUGAAAGAUGCCAGAUUCAUCAUUGACGUCUUGUUGAGUUACAACGUGACAUGGGGUUGCUUGAAAAUCAACUGCCAUUUUUUAAUUCUUGAAAAGCUUUUUGACCCAGAAAGUAUCACCGGUCUCUGUCCUUCGGAUAGAGAGGGGCUUUCGGUGAUGAAACUCUCUUACAAUUUCUUUAAACCUCUAAUGCACAAAGAUGAAGGAACAGAAGGCAACUUGGAGGACAUCAUCUGUUCUUCUAAACCACAACACUUUGUUGAUCUUCUAAGAUGUUUCUAUGUAAGAGACCACUACAUGAAAGCAAAAGCUAAAGGAAAAAUGAGGACUGUACCAAGCGUAAGAGAGCUGCAACAAGGUGAAGUCAAGUUUGAGGUAUUAGAUUCGAGCAACAACUUACUUGACAUAAAAUUCCAUGCUGAUACUAAGACUCUGAAAAUUCCAAAAGUUAUUAAGUAA
Molecule: messenger RNA, 771 nt
Organism: Rosa chinensis
Lineage: Eukaryota; Viridiplantae; Streptophyta; Magnoliopsida; Rosales; Rosaceae
Product: UPF0481 protein At3g47200-like
Exons: 2
Coding region: 1-771 (256 amino acids)
Source: RefSeq, a predicted model, not a curated record